AUGGAUUCCGUCCGACACCAAGACCCUAAGAGUACCAAAGUCAUUCACGACAAGAACAAUUCCAAUGGCGUGGUAGAUGGUAUGAUCACCACUGAGGACCUUACCAAAACCGCCACUACCGUUCAUGAUGAGCGUGCUGAUGGUGAUUCGACCGAGAAAAUCACCUAUAAAGGAUGGGUGGCGGUAGAUCAAAAAGCGCUGGAGGGGAAGGGUAAUUUGGUAUAUAAGGAGUAUGAGCUUAAACCUUGGGAUAAAGAUGAUGUCGAAAUUAAGGUGCUCCAUUGUGGUAUUUGCGGAAUGGACGUCAUGGCCCUCUUGGUCAUCAGAGUAGGAGACAAGGUUGAGAAUGGUCUUAAAGACGGUAAUUAUGUGGUAGUAAGAUGGCAAUCCGAUUGUUGUAGGGAGUGUCAUGAAUGUAAAACUGAGAACGAACAAGCCUGUCUCAAAUUGACAGUAACAUUCAAUUCAACUUACCAUCGAGGCAAAGCCACCAAUGCACCUUCCAAAGGCGGAUUCGCCAAAUACUGGCGAGGUCCAAGUAAAUUUGCUAUCCCCAUUCCCUCGGGGUUAGGCCUAGAUAUAGCUGGACCAUUGAUGUGCGGGGGAGUCACCAUCUAUUCUCCAUUGGAAAGAUCCAAAACUGGUCCUGGGAAGAAAGUUGGUAUAGUCGGUGUAGGGGGAUUGGGUCAUAUGGGAAUCCAAUUUGCGAAAGCUAUGGGUGCUGAGGUUACAGCGAUUUCUCGAUCGGAAUCGAAGAAAGAGGAUACCAUCAAGCUUUUGGGGAGUACGCACGAUACUUUGAUUUGGUCAUUUGUGCGGCGAACCCAUCCAAUUCCACUUGGCCGAUUACAUUCCGAUCUUAAAAUUGAAGUACCUAUCUUUCCUUUGAUUGGAAGUAAUGCAAUGAUAGCCGGAUCAGCUAUUGGUUCACCCUCAGUUAUGCUUCGGAUGUUGAACUUUGCCAAGGAGCAUAACAUCAAACCUUGGCUUCAAAAAUACAGUAUGGAUGACUUUAACGAAGCGUUGAUUUCGUUCAAGAAGGGCGAACUGAGAUAUAGACAUGUUUUGGUCAAUACUGAUCAAGGUGGUGAACUAUGA
Molecule: messenger RNA, 1098 nt
Organism: Kwoniella botswanensis
Lineage: Eukaryota; Fungi; Basidiomycota; Tremellomycetes; Tremellales; Cryptococcaceae
Exons: 8
Coding region: 1-1098 (365 amino acids)
Biological process (GO): alcohol metabolic process
Molecular function (GO): alcohol dehydrogenase (NADP+) activity
Source: RefSeq, a predicted model, not a curated record